Molecule: messenger RNA, 907 nt
Organism: Lycium ferocissimum
Lineage: Eukaryota; Viridiplantae; Streptophyta; Magnoliopsida; Solanales; Solanaceae
Product: reticulon-like protein B22
Exons: 3
Coding region: 14-574 (186 amino acids)
Source: RefSeq, a predicted model, not a curated record
AAAAAUACCUGCCAUGGAAGAAUUGAACGCCAACGAUGAGAUUAGAGCAUCGACAAGUACAAUAAACACUAGGAAGAAGAAGAAUGUGAGUGGUCCAGUGCCUUUCAUACUCAUCAUAUGCGGCACUCUUGUUUACUACCAUUGUGCUUAUCGGAAUUCCAGUAUAGUCUCUCUCGUUUCAGAUGUGUUUAUUGUUAUCCUUUGCUCCCUUGCCAUUCUCGGCCUCCUCUUUCGCCAGAUGAAUAUCUCGGUUCCUGUGGAUCCGCUAGAAUGGCAGAUCUCACAGGACACUGCCAACCGCGUCCUUGCCUGCCUUGCUAAUACUGUCGGCGCUGCUGAGUCUGUUCUCCGGGUUUCUACUACGGGACAUGAUAAGCGCUUGUUCAUUAAGGUUGUGGUUACUCUUUAUGUGCUAUCAGUUUUGGGAAGGAUAGCGUCAGGUGUUACCAUUGCCUAUGCUGGACUCUGCCUUCUUUGCCUUUACAUGCUUGCUGUGAAUUCGCAACUGAUCAGCACAUGUUUGUCGAGUCAUCGAAGGAGAAGGGACUCAACAGAUACAGUUCAGAGCGACUAGGGCUUUGCUCUGUCUGCGGAGCAUAUGAAUUUCCUUGAUUGUAGAUAGACCAAAAGAGGAAAUGAAGGGAUAGGAAUAGGAACUAUAGUACCAUAGGAAAAAAGGGCACCUGUGGACCAUUUCAACAAUAGGGGUGCUGCCACACAUGGAAGUAAUGAAAAAGAAAAAGUAAUGUAGUUGGACCAUUUGUUCUAUCUGUUUGAUUUUGCUUCUCUAUUGCAAAUGUGAAUUCGUUGUGCAGCCUUGUAAUUUCUUUACAUGUCUCUGUAAAAUAUUCCCAGUCCGACAGAUGACUGUUUCCCUAGGUAACAAGGAUCCAAGUUUGGUUGUUGA